This is a messenger RNA of Acaromyces ingoldii, 1220 nucleotides long. RefSeq lists its product as hypothetical. NCBI's taxonomy places the organism in Eukaryota, Fungi, Basidiomycota, Exobasidiomycetes, Exobasidiales, Cryptobasidiaceae. Gene Ontology annotation, biological process: proton motive force-driven ATP synthesis. The transcript has 6 exons. Bases 85 to 816 code for a protein of 243 amino acids. The record is from RefSeq and is a predicted model, not a curated record. Gene Ontology annotation, molecular function: proton transmembrane transporter activity.
CGUUCGUCGUCAACGCCGGUUCUUCAUCGACUCUCUUCUUCCUCUUCCUCCUCUCCCCUUUCUCGGACCGCCAGUCACAGCACGAUGAGCCUCCGAUCCGCCGUUCCGCGAGCUGCUGUCCUUCGGUCGGCGGCCGCCCGUCCUACCGUUCCCCGCACCGCUCUUGCUGCCUCGGCAACUGGGGGUGUCCGCUUCUAUGCCGACAAGACCUCGCCCGAAGCCAAGGCCUCUUCGCUUCUCGACAUUCUGCCCGGUAAUUCGCUCGUCUCCAAGACGGGCUGGGUCACUCUCGGCACGGGUCUGUCGGCGUUGGCCAUCUCCAAGGAGCUCUACGUGGCCAACGAGGAGACGGUCAUCCUCGUCGGUUUCCUCAUCUUUGCCACGCUUGUCGGUCGCUCCAUCACGGGCCCUUACAAGGAGUGGGCUGACGGUCAGAUCGAGCGCAUCAGCGGCAUCCUCAACUCGGCUCGCAAGGAGCACACCGAGGCAGUGCAGAGCCGCAUCGACUCUGUGAACCAGCAGCGGGACGUUGUUGACAUCACCAAGUCGCUCUACGCUGUCGCAAAGGAGACGGCCCAGACGGAGAAGGAGGCCUUUGAGCUGAGCCAGCGCACGGCCAUUGCCUCGGAGGUCAAGAGCGUCCUCGACUCGUGGGUCCGGUACGAGGCACAGGAGCGCGAGGAGGAGCAGAGGCAGCUGGCCAAGUCUGUCAUCGAAAAGGUGCUGGGCAGCCUCAAGGACGACAAGCUUCAAAAGCAGAUUCUCGACAACGCCGUCGCAGAGGUUGAGCAGCUCGUCAAGAGCAAGGCGAUCUAAAUGGUCCUCUUGCUGCUUCUUUAUAAUCUUUGUCCGCUGUAGGGGAGAUGACGGUAGAAUAGCAAAUGAAAGAGGAAACUGAAAGAGGAGACCGGGCCAGUCGAUCAGGAAAGUCGCACAUUGAAUUUCAGGUCCACUUGGAGCUAUCAUGUAGAGUCAACUGCCAUAGCUUCCGCUGUCCUCGGUGCCGUACCCUCCUCUUCGCUCUUCUUUGCCAAUCCCUCGCGGUCCAGCAGUCUCGUGAUGUCCGUUGGCCUAAAGAUCCUGCUGAGCGGCUUGCCGGACUGGUCGAGGGAGAGAGUCGCAAAUUCGAUCUUCUCACUGUCCAGCGUCGUCGAGUCCAUCGUCUUGCUCAAGACCUUGCAGGCCAGGCUCAUGGCCUCUUGGAUGGUCAGAUCGUCCUU